UUUAUUUGCAAAUUGGGUAGUUCUUGUAGACAUGUUUUUUUCAAAAAAAAAAUGAAAGAAUUUUAACGGAAAGUUAAUUAAAUAUUGUUUAUAGUGAUGAUUGGUUUCAACAGAAUUAUAAUUAACAACGUUGUUGAAAUAGUUUUAACUUGUUGAUCUGAGUAAUGUAUUUUUAUUAAUAAAAAUCAUAAAAUAAUGUAGCUGUAAAAAAAAUUCGAUGGCAAAUCUGAACAUAAACCCAAUACCUUUUUUUAGGUGUCUCUGGACUCUCUGUCUUCUCUUUCCUUUAGGUCUUCUUUUAUUUUUCGAUUAAACAAUCUUGAACAUCGUUGAAUAAUUCUCCGAUAAGCAAUGCAUCUCUGUCUUCUCUUCUUUUAUCUUUUCUUUGGGUCUUCUUUUUAUUAGGUCUUCUCUUUGGCUCCCUUUUUUACAUUUUCUUUUAGGUUGGGAGUGUGGGUUGUGGAUAGGUGGGUGAUGUCCUCGUUCUUCUCUUGUUUUCCCUCUUUCCCUUUCCCUUUUCCUUUCCCUUAUUCCCUUGCUCUUUCCCCUUCCUUUCCCCCUUGAUCAAUGUUGCUGCUGGUGUCUGGCGACCAGGUGACAACAAAUUUUUUAAAGACUUGGCUAAAUAUUAACGUUUUGUUCAAUAUAUUUAUAUUAAACUAUAAAUUAAAAAUAAAAUUUUUAUUUAUUUUCUCAUCUAUAAUUAUUAUUUUGAUUAUUCAAUUUUUAAUUUUCACAAAUGUAUUAAUAACAUCCAAAGAUUAUUAGAUUAUUA
Messenger RNA from Rhizophagus irregularis DAOM 181602=DAOM 197198, 775 nucleotides. Lineage: Eukaryota; Fungi; Glomeromycota; Glomeromycetes; Glomerales; Glomeraceae. The record is from RefSeq and is a predicted model, not a curated record.